AUGUGGUCCACGUGGAUAUGCAGUGUAGUUCGUCCGACCCUUGCCCAUAGUCUUGGCGGUAUUAUUGUCAAAGAGGCAUUGGCAAUCGCAUCCAGAGAAUAUCAAGCAUACCCCAUGAUUUCAGCUUUCACCGAUUCAAUAUUCUUCAUCGCGGUACCCCACAAUGGCUCACAACAUGCCAGUUGUGGAGUAUUUGCUAGCAGGAUAGCUCGCGCAUUUACUUUCCAACCAGACAAUUCAUACCUAACAAGUUUAAGUCCAGGCUCAGACUAUAGCAAGGAGCUUAAUACCAGGUUUCAAACAUUACUUCUACGUUACAAAUUCUAUACCUGGAUCGAAGGACGAGAGGUUCCUUACGUUGGAUUGAUUGUUCCAGAAGACUCUGGGAAGCUAGGUCUACCAGCACCGCAUGAAGUCUGCCGUAUAACCGAACGCAACCACAGAAACAUAUGUCAGUUCUGCGGCGAAAACGAUUUGGAAUGGCUCGAAUUGUCGGCACAUAUAAGUAAAGCAGCUUUUGAUGCUACCACUUCAUUCAACUAUAGUCCCGCAUUGGAUCGUUCGAAAGACUUGCUUGAAGUUAAGCAGUACAGUGCGCCGUAUACUGUUGAUGUUUUGGAAGCUACCGAUGAAGCUCAAAGCAUAGCCGAGGCCAUGAAUAUGUUCCAAAACAGUACAGGGCUAUUGGAGAAAGAGACGGGGGCUGGCCUUGCCUCAGAGGCGGCCUUAUCUCUUGCAAAGCUCUUACUCGCUGUUAUCUCUCCUAUACUUCACGUUUUGUCUUUAUCGCCUCUUACUGCUGCGCUUGGAUCUCUUCUUCUCAGUACUAUCUUGGUGGGGCUUCCUAGCAAGAAUGAGCUUUUAGAGAAAGCUAGACAGGGCCGAGAAGCAGAAGAAACAAUUAUGGAAGUUGAAGAUUGGGCAAUUGAUAUGCUAAAUGGGCACCAACGUGCAGCUCUCUUAGCAUCCUAUCACCUGCAACAAGUAAUCGAUCGUAUCGAGCUUCAGGGUAUUCAUGAUGAGCACGCUCUCCCGUUAUUCACGGCUCGGCUCUUACAACAAGAGCUUCAAACACUAGUCAUGCGCAAUACGCAGAACAUCCAUGAACGACUGAUUGAAUACCAGAAGGCUGAACAGUUCGUCAAACGAAUUCAGGAUGUAAAGAAGGAAGUGGAAGGUAAGAAUAAAAAGGAAACAUACAUGCACUUGGUUGAGGAACAGUACAAGACCCAGGAGGGUGGUUAUUGUCCUGAAGAAUGCGUAAUCCUUUAA
Molecule: messenger RNA, 1272 nt
Organism: Fusarium oxysporum Fo47
Lineage: Eukaryota; Fungi; Ascomycota; Sordariomycetes; Hypocreales; Nectriaceae
Exons: 3
Coding region: 1-1272 (423 amino acids)
Source: RefSeq, a predicted model, not a curated record